Messenger RNA from Diaporthe batatas, 1623 nucleotides. RefSeq lists its product as uncharacterized. The record is from RefSeq and is a predicted model, not a curated record. The transcript has 5 exons. Gene Ontology annotation, biological process: transmembrane transport. Gene Ontology annotation, cellular component: membrane. NCBI's taxonomy places the organism in Eukaryota, Fungi, Ascomycota, Sordariomycetes, Diaporthales, Diaporthaceae. Gene Ontology annotation, molecular function: transmembrane transporter activity. The coding region runs from base 1 to 1623 and encodes 540 amino acids.
AUGUCGCUGCCCGACAGGAAAGAAGUCCUGCCCGGCCCAGACCCUAUUCAUGCGGCCGACGAUGAGCAGUCCCUCCACUACGAGGUCAACUGGACCAAAGAGGAGGAGAGUAAGGCCAAGAGAAAGCUGGAUCUUAUCAUCAUGCCGAUCCUCACCCUAGGCUUCUUCUGCUUGCAACUCGACAGAGGAAACAUUGCCAAUGCAAUUACAGACAAGUUUAUGGAGGACGUCGGAAUUGAUCAGGACCAGUUCAACGUAGGCCAGCAGAUGCUCUCGUUGGGAAUUGUCCUGUUCGAGAUACCCUCCAACAUGAUCCUCUAUAGGGUCGGGCCUGGAAAGUGGCUCACCCUCCAACUAUUCCUUUUCGGCUUUGUUAGUCUUUUCCAGGCUUUCCAGCAUGGGUACGGUGCCUUUAUUGCCACUCGUUUCCUCCUGGGAGUCACAGAGUCUGGUUUCAUCCCAGGCGGUCUCUGGACACUAUCAACAUGGUAUACCAGAAAAGAGACGGCGAAGAGAGUCAUGUUCUUCUACUUCGGAAAUCAGUUCGGGCAGGCCUCGUCAAAGCUUCUGGCGUACGGGAUUCUCCACAUGCGUGGUGUGGGCGGCAAGCCCGGCUGGUGUCAGUAUCACCUUUUUCCUCUUACGGAUCCUCGCCUUUCAAGUUUUGGAUUUUUUAGAAUGCAACUCUUUGGGAUCCUUAGUAUGACUAACGUCACUACAGUCUGGCUUUUUGCCAUCAUGGGUGCCUUCACCGUGUGUUGUGGUUUCAUUUAUGGCUUCCUCUUCCCGGACUCAUUCAGGAACCCACAUAGCACUUUCUUACCCUUCGUGCCGAUUUUCAAUGAACGGGAAGUCCACAUCCUGCGCACACGAGUCCUGCUCGACGACCCAGCCAAGGGCAGAAAGAAGAAGCGCAUCGGGCUGCCCGCGUUCAAAAAGGCUUUCUCCAAUUGGCGUCUCUGGGUUCAUUUCCUUAUUACGCUCUGCAACAACGGGCCGCAACGUGCCUUCGACACCUACUCGCCCUCGAUCGUCAGCAGCUUCGGCUUUGCUGCCCUUACCAGCAAUGCUCUCGCUUCGGUCGGUCUGUUCCUCCAGAUCCCAGUGUCUUUCAGCUUUAGUGUGAUAUCGGAUCGUUUCAACAAGCGUGGCGAGACCGUGAUGGCCGGGUUGAGUCUGCAUCUCCUUGGCUAUGUCUUCAAUCGCAUCUUCACGGAACUACGUGGGCUCCGAGGCGUCCGGUAUUUCGGUGUUGUCUGGACGCAGACAUUCGGCACAUUCCCGCAUCCGUUGAACAUUGCCUGGAUGUCCCUGACCUGCACAGAUUCGGAAGAGCGAGCUCUGGCCAUGGCAAUGGUUAUUAUGGGUGCCAAUAUUGCCGGUAUCUAUGGUGCCCAGAUAUUCCGCGCGGAUGACAAGCCGCUGUACCGCCGCGGUUUCGGUAUCGACAUCGCUGUUCUCACCGUUGGCGUUACUCUGGCGGUGGUGCGAUACUCGGAUGGCUGGUUUCAAAAACGACGGGCAGCAAAACAAGGGCAGCUUGCGAAUGUCGACUCGGGGAGUGAGAACAACUCGCAAGUGGGCGAGAAGAGCAGUCUCCCACGAGUACAGCCGGGCAGCUAG